AUGGACAAGGAAGAUGCGGUUCAGGAAAAGACCACGUUCGCAAGGACAUCCGUAGAUCUUCCUCGCGACCUGCAUAAGCUGCUCACGGGUGGGUUUGCCUCUCUUCAUGUUGGAAUGGAAGCGGACAACCUUUCGGAUGACUUCCUUCUCAUGCCGAAUAUGUUGCUUGUAUUAUGCAUGCAAGUGAGUUGCGAUGAGUGCUUCGUCUGCAAGCGCUGCCGGGACGGAAGGGUGUCGAGAUGCAAGGCGUGCAGGCCCUGCUUAGACUGCAGUGAUCAGAGGACCAUCGAUAUCGACCUUGCGGGUUGCAGAGAGUGCGGUGCCAUCCAUCGCUGCGAUGCAUCCUCCUGCCCCGUGUCCGAGGAGAAUGACAGCCAUGUAUGUCUCAUCACGGGCAACUGCGUGAGGAUGAAGAGGUUCACGAGGGACGAGUUCAUGGACAGCGUGGUGAUCAUGGACCUGCCCGAGGCGAUGGAUAGGGAGGUCAAGCUGCUUGUCGAGAUGCGGGAGGUGAAGGAUAAGGUGGAAUGGAUCCUUAUGUCCUCCACGGCCCUUCAGAGCUUCGACCAGGAGCGUGGGCGUAUGGAGCAGAAGCACCGCCAUCUGAUGUGGAAGGCGUUGAGGGAGGUGAAGGUGCAGGGGAAGAUCCCGAACCUCUGCGAGGUGAUGACGAAGAUACUGUAUGCCACCAACAAGAUCAGGGUCUGCAGCAACACCUUCCAGGAGGACCUCCGCUCCCUCAUCUCGGAGCGCUGCACCCACAGCAUCACCCGCUUCCUGAACAUGAUGGGUCAGAGGUUCAAGAGCGUGCUUUCAAGUCUGAAGAGCACCGUGCUCAUCAUCGGGACGCUAUACCUGAUGCGCAUGGGCAUAUCGAUGAACAACAUCAUCCUGCUUCCCCGCAUUCCCCAGCUUCAGCUGCUCCUCCCCAUCGAGACACACCUCAAGAGCUACUUCCACGUCAAGUGCAAGAGCAUCACGGAGGUCGAGAACAUGAUCAAGAUGUGCCUCCGGGGGCUGAGCUCGGGAGAGCUGGAGAGAAUGGGCUUCACCGUGGUGGAGAACGGGGUCGUGGUGUGA
Guillardia theta CCMP2712 is the source of this 1080-nucleotide messenger RNA. RefSeq lists its product as hypothetical. The record is from RefSeq and is a predicted model, not a curated record. Lineage: Eukaryota; Cryptophyceae; Pyrenomonadales; Geminigeraceae. Bases 1 to 1080 code for a protein of 359 amino acids. The transcript is spliced from 3 exons.